Messenger RNA from Nelumbo nucifera (sacred lotus), 1071 nucleotides. RefSeq names its product putative F-box/FBD/LRR-repeat protein At4g03220. The record is from RefSeq and is a predicted model, not a curated record. Gene Ontology annotation, molecular function: protein binding. Lineage: Eukaryota; Viridiplantae; Streptophyta; Magnoliopsida; Proteales; Nelumbonaceae.
AUGGAAACAAGAUACUCCAAAAGGUUGAAGGAGCUUCUCAAGGCCGUGAACGGAGGUGCUAACGGCGAGGACCGGAUCAGCGAUCUCCCGGACAGUCUCCUUCAUCACAUCCUCUCUCUUCUUCCUAUCAGAGAUGUCGUACGAACUUCGAUCCUAUCGAAAAGAUGGAGAUCUCUCUGGGCUUCUGUCCCCCAUCUUGAUUUCACCACAUCCAGCCUCUCUCCUAUCACUCCCACGAAAAGGCAAAAGCGGACCGUCAAACGGAUACGCCGGUACACACAUAGAAGCAGUAUGGAGGUCGUCGAUCGAGUAUUCGCUCAACGCAACAAAAAUGCUGACAUAACCAGACUACGUUACUCUGGUGAUUGCACAUUCUCCUGUUUCCACGGUUGGAUCCGUCAUGCAGUGAGGUGUAACCUUCAAGAACUCGAUCUCAAAGUCUCCAUGGCGGACAUCUAUGGUUUUGGUUUGCCUCGUUGUCUCCUGACUUGUGGAUCACUGAAGAUCUUCAAAUUAGAAUCCAAUUUCCUGGGCCUAUCAUUGACAGCUGCGUCGGUGGCGGCCAGCGGUGGUUUCCGGUCACUCCAUGCCUUGUCACUGUCGAAGGUCAGGUUCAUCGAUGCUUCUUUGGUUGCGGAUUUGUUUUCUAAUUCCUGCUUCCCUGUCCUUAAGAAAUUGAAUCUGAAUUUCUGCGAAGGAUUGAACCACCUCAACAUUUGUUGUUCUUCAAUGGAAGAUAUUACCCUAAAAUCUUGUGAACUAACUGAUCUGGACGUUGAAGUGACAAGACUAGAGAGGCUGCAUGUGGUGAAUUGUUUCAAGUAUGGCAAAGAGAGGAGCUGCGUUAGAAUAUCUGCCCCAAGUCUCCGAACCAUGUAUUGGGCGUGCAAUUCUAUUACCGACAACAGCUCUCUGGAGAACUUAACAUCUCUCCAAGAGGCUACCGUUGAUUUCCUUUUACCCAAUCACACCAUGACUACACAAAAGCUCUACAGCCCAGCCAAGCUUUUAUCUGGACUCUCUCAUGCCCGAAGUUUAGUAAUCAAAACAACAUGCGUUGAGGUAUCUUAA